Molecule: messenger RNA, 1266 nt
Organism: Coffea arabica (coffee)
Lineage: Eukaryota; Viridiplantae; Streptophyta; Magnoliopsida; Gentianales; Rubiaceae
Product: actin-100-like
Source: RefSeq, a predicted model, not a curated record
AUGGAACUAGAUCUACAAAGGUUAGCCAUUAAUGGACUUCUUGCAGAUUCAAUUUCCUUACCUCCAAAAACGCACUUGAGCCUGAUAACAUUUGAAACCAUAUUGCUGCAUAUUUAUGAUAUAGCUGAGCUAGCAAUGUUAGUCAUUAAACAGGCUGGUUUUGCUGGUGAUGAUUUUCCGCUGGCAUCAUUCCCUCAUUUAGUCGGUCGGACUCGACACAUGUUUCCAACUUAUCAAACCUAUGUUGGAGAAGAAGUACUUGGCAAAAGGGGUUUUCUUGAAAUAUUUCCUUCCACAGAAAAUGGUCUUGUAAAAAACUGGGAUUCGAGGGAGAGAGUUUGGCACCAUACAUUCUAUGACAAGCUCCAUGUUGAUCCUAGAGACCACCCUGUUCUUCUCACAGAACCACCUCUAAACCCAAAGGCAAAUCCACAGAAACUAACCGAAAUUAUGUUUGAGACCUUCCAUGUGUUGGGGCAUACAUUCCAACACCAUGUACCUGCAAUGUAUCUGGCUAAUCCAGCCAUUCUUUCUUUAUAUUUUAGCGGUCGUGCUACUGGUACAGUUCUUCAUGUAGGCGAGGAGAUUAGCUACAUUGUUCCAAUUUAUGAAGGCCAUGCACUUCCACAUGCCAUUUCAAAAUUAAAUCUUGGAGGUCGUGAUCUCACAACACGCCUUUGGAGUCAGCAUUGGUAUAACUGUUCGGAAAGAGAAAUUUUGCGAAAAAUAAAGGAGAAGCUUGGAUAUGUAGCACUAGAUUUUUCACAAGAAAUGGAGACCUCAAUAACCAAUCCCACUUUAUUUCAUGAGAAAUACGAGUGUCCUGGUGGUGAAGUGCUCCUAGUUGGCUCAGAAAGGUUUCAAUGUUCAGAGAUCCUAUUUCAGCCAUCCAUUAUUGGCUUGGAAGAUGAUGGAAUUCAGAAGCUAACUAAUAGAUCUAUAAGGAAGUGUGAUGUACACGUUCAAAAAAUUCUUAGCAACAACAUUGUACUUAGUGGUGGAUCAACCUUGCUCCGUGGUUUUGCAGAUCGCGUGAGAAAAGAGUUGAUUUUGUGCUCUAGCUUUCGAGGCCUAAUAGAUAAGGAAAUUACAGGCCGUGUUCCCAUCUUAAAAAACAUCAGUGUCCUCGCACUACCUGGAAGAGAGUAUGGUCCUUGGAUCGGAGGCUCAAAAUUAGCAGCUCUUGACACAUUUAAGCAGAUGUGGAUCAGAGCGGAUGAAUAUGAUGAAUAUGGCCCAAGCAUCGUACAGAAGAAAUGUUUAUGA